Messenger RNA from Gadus macrocephalus (Pacific cod), 735 nucleotides. RefSeq lists its product as uncharacterized. Gene Ontology annotation, molecular function: calcium ion binding. Gene Ontology annotation, biological process: negative regulation of protein sumoylation. The record is from RefSeq and is a predicted model, not a curated record. NCBI's taxonomy places the organism in Eukaryota, Metazoa, Chordata, Actinopteri, Gadiformes, Gadidae. Bases 1 to 735 code for a protein of 244 amino acids. The transcript is spliced from 3 exons.
AUGGUUGGUGCUUGCCACUUGGUUCAAUCAACGUCCUUACUAAGGAACCCUGGAGAGGAGAACCCUUUAGAGGAGAACCCUGUAGAGGAGAACCCUUUAGAGGAGAACCCUAUAGAGGAGAACCCUUUAGAGGAGAACCCUGUAGAGGAGAACCCUUUAGAGGAGAACCCUGUAGAGGAGAGCCCUUUAGAGGAGAACCCUUUAGAGGAGAACCCUUUAGAGGAGAACCCUAUAGAGGAGAACCCUUUAGAGGAGAACCCUUUAGAGGAGAACCCUAUAGAGGAGAACCCUAUAGAGGAGAACCCUUUAGAGGAGAACCCUAUAGAGGAGAACCCUUUAGAGGAGAACCCUUUAGAGGAGAACCCUAUAGAGGAGAACCCUAUAGAGGAGAACCCUAUAGAGGAGAACCCUGUAGAGGAGAACCCUAUAGAGGAGAACCCUAUAGAGGAGAACCCUGUAGAGGAGAACCCUUUAGAGGAGAACCCUUUAGAGGAGAACCCUUUAGAGGAGAACCCUUUAGAGGAGAACCCUAUAGAGGAGAACCCUAUAGAGGAGAACCCUUUAGAGGAGAACCCUCGCGCUGAGAGCCAGCAGCACAGACGCCAAACAAAGCUGCCCCCCACCUCCCCAUCUCAUCCGGCCCCUCGCCCCGCCCACACCCAGGGCCCCCCCCAGCCCCCCCUCGCCCCCACCCUGCCCCCUACCCUGCCCCCUAUCCUAGCCCCCGCCCCCUAG